AAUAUCUUACUCAGUGUAAACACAGACGAGGUAAUUAUUUACGAGCUUCACUCGACCGUCUUGUUCCCUGUACAAAACAAACAUCGGUAAUGGAGCGCGCACAUCUGCUCUUCGUUCUCUUGCUCGUUGUUUCCGCCGAAUUGCAAGUAAAAUGUGUGCAAGCUAAAGAAGGUUGGUUUCUACAUGUUACCGAUUUCCACUGGGAUUAUACCUAUGGGUCUCAGGACUGGUCGUGUAACGACAAUGUCAGUAACCACGGUCUGUACGGGGACUAUUGGUGUGACUCUCCAUGGAACCUCAUCACAUCUGCGGUGGAAGCUAUGAGAAAUGCCACUGAGGGCAGAGAUGCUGACUUUAUCCUAUGGACAGGCGAUAAUGUCCUCCAUGUUGGUGAUGACAAAGUCAAUAUUGACAUACAUGACCAGAUACUCGGAAACCUAACCCAACUACUGCGCACGCACUUUCCGACGGUCCCAGUGUAUGCCACGUACGGUAACCAUGACUACUACCCUCAUGACCAGUUCCCUCCACAUAACAAUGAACUUUAUAAUCGAACCCUAGAGCAAUGGAAAAGUUGGAUCAACGAUGUACAGCAGGAAGACAAUUUUAGAAAAGGUGGUUACUACACAGUGAAGACCACCUCUGGAAUACGGAUCCUGGCCCUCAACACCAAUUUAUAUUACACGUCAGACAAGGUUACAGCGGGACUAACCGAUCCUGCAGAUCAGUUCAGUUGGAUGGAGAAUGUACUAGCCAGUUCUAAUGCAAGCAAUGAAAAGGUUAUAGUGACCGGACAUGUCCCUCCUGGAAUGGCACCGCCCCUGGGAACUAGGUGGAUGUAUGAGGAUUUCCAUCAAAAGUUGAAUUCCAUAUUGUAUAAAUACAGCAAUAUAAUCAUAGGAAUGCACUUUGGGCAUGAGCAUAAUGACAACUUCCGUGUGUUUUACGACGAGCAAGAUAAGCCCGUGCUUGGUUUAUUCAUGGCGCCAUCCGUCACCCCCUGGAGGUUCAAGAUCCCGUCCUUGGGUGUUACAGGAAAAGCCCACAACCCUGGGUUCCGCAUGAUCAGAUAUGACCAAUCCACAGGCAGGCAUUUAGAUCUCAUACAAUACUUCAUGGAUCUCCCCGAGAGCAACCGUAUGCAAGCUCCAGUCUGGAAAACCGGAUACACUGCUACCUCAGACAUGUCCAUUCCAGAUAUAACUCCAGCCUCAAUGGAUCUCUUCGUCAAACGCAUGGCCGAUCCCAACGGCGCAGAUUUUAAAAAGUUCUACAGUUGGCGCUUUUCCAGCGCGGAACACCCCUCUGUCGGUGUUUGCGAUCAGUCAUGCCAUGCUAUAAUUCAUUGCAACUUUAUCCACUCGUCCAAGAAAAAGUAUGACCAGUGCGUUAAUCUUCUGACAAGCAAUGCCACGUCCAUAUUUCUCAUGUGGUUUUAUAUGUUCCUAGUAGUAGUUGCUUGUUUCAUGAAUAUUUUAUAAUCCGGUAUGCAUACGAACUUAAGAGAUAGUGUGUGUUAGACUUUUUUUUAAAAUACAAAAUAAAUUUACAUGUAAAACCCUUGCGUGAUUGAACAGUAGAGAAACGAUAUAAAAUCGUUUAAGAAGGAAA
Magallana angulata is the source of this 1611-nucleotide messenger RNA. Its product is annotated as acid sphingomyelinase-like phosphodiesterase 3b. The record is from RefSeq and is a predicted model, not a curated record. The transcript is spliced from 7 exons. Bases 90 to 1481 code for a protein of 463 amino acids. Lineage: Eukaryota; Metazoa; Mollusca; Bivalvia; Ostreida; Ostreidae. Gene Ontology annotation, molecular function: hydrolase activity.